AUGAACCGAUGUCCUGUUGUCAACUUCCACCGUUUUCUACUCAAGUUGGUGGUGAAACAGAAAAAAGUGUUGUCGUUAAAAAAAUCUCGAGAGCAAUUUACAAGGGAUGAGGAUAUACUUCUUAUCCAAUCAUGGCUCAAUGUUUCAAAGGAUCCAAUUGUGGGAGUUGACCAAAUGGCUGAGAGUUUUUGGGAUCAAGGUACAACAUUCAAUCUUGAGUACGCAUGGCGACUGUUAAAAGAUGAACCUAAAUGGAUGGGAAAAUCGAUUGGAAGUUCUUCAAAAAUAACAAAGACUUCUGCUAGUGGGGCAUCAUCGGAGAACCCAAACACACCUUCAAGUUAUGAGUUUAACUCUUCAUCACCAAUGGAGUGUCCAAUGAGACAAAAAGCAGCAAAAAGGAAGGGUAAGGCAAAUGAAAUUCCAACUGCUAAGAAAGAUGAAAGGAAUAAAAGAACAACGAUAAUGGAAAGACUAGCGCAAUGUAAGGAGGACGAGAUAGAAGUCAAGGUAAUUCAAAUCAUGAUGAAAGACACUUCUACUAUGAGCAAUAGUCAACGAGAUAUUCAUGAAAAACAUUGUCGUGAAGAAGGGCACAAUCGAUUAUUCAAUGACUACUUCUCAGAAAUUCCAGUAUACACAGAUGUUCAAUUCCGAAGAAGGUUCAGAAUGCAUAGGCACGUAUUUCUUCGAAUUGUAGAUGCCCUUGGAAAUAAUGAUGAAUAUUUCCAAAUGAGGGUCGAUGCAACUGGUAAAAUGGGUCUUUCACCAUUGCAGAAAUGUACAUAUGCUAUUCGUAUGUUGGCAUACGAGUCUCAUGCUGACUCUGUAGACGAAUAUGUUCGAAUCGGUGAAAGCACUUCAAUUGAGUGCUUACAAAGAUUCGUUCAGGGCGUGAAUGUUGUAUUUGGGGCUGAGUAUUUGAGAAAGCCUAACAACACUUAUGUUGAACAUCUUUUACAAAUGGGAGAGUCACGUGGCUUUCCAGGUAUGUUGGGUUCCAUUGAUUGUAUGCAUUGGGAAUGGAAAAAUUGUCCUAUUGCAUGGAAAGGACAAUAUUGUCGAGGUGAUCAUGGUAAGCCCACAAUCAUGCUUGAAGCAGUGGCAUCACAAGACUUAUGGAUUUUGCAUGCGUUUUUUGGUAUUGCAGGACAUGCUCCCAAUGUGCAAUAUACAAUCAAUGGGACAUCAUAUAAUAUGGGGUAUUAUUUAGCAUAUGGUAUAUAUCUUGAGUGGGCUACAUUUAUCAAGACCAUUUCAAUGCCACAGGGAGAAAAUAAAAAAUUAUUUGCUCAACAUCAAGAAUCAGCUAGAAAAGAUGUGGAGCGGGCAUUUGGAGUGCUUCAAUCUCGAUUUGCAAUUAUACGUGGCCCAGCGCGUGCCUGGCACAUGGAGACCCUCAAGUAUACCAUAUAUGCCUGCAUCAUAUUGCACAACAUGAUUGUGGAAGACGAACGACAUACAUAUGGAGGUGAUUUUGAUUACUCUUAUGAUAAUGUGGAUAACAACAACUCAACAACAGAAAUAUUUAGUGGUCCUCAUCCGAAUCUUGAAACAAGACGAAAAAGAAGAGCAAGUAUUCGUGAAAAACAAGUUCAUCGUCAACUUCAAGGAGAUCUAGUCGAGUAUGUUUGGGAACGUUUUGGACUUGAAGAUGAUGAAAUUUAA
Vicia villosa (hairy vetch) is the source of this 1668-nucleotide messenger RNA. RefSeq lists its product as uncharacterized. The transcript has 4 exons. The coding region runs from base 1 to 1668 and encodes 555 amino acids. The record is from RefSeq and is a predicted model, not a curated record. NCBI's taxonomy places the organism in Eukaryota, Viridiplantae, Streptophyta, Magnoliopsida, Fabales, Fabaceae.